Molecule: messenger RNA, 3243 nt
Organism: Fraxinus pennsylvanica
Lineage: Eukaryota; Viridiplantae; Streptophyta; Magnoliopsida; Lamiales; Oleaceae
Source: the annotation of a GenBank genome assembly
AUGAACCCCAUGAAGGCAGCACAUCGGAAGCAACUAGAUUUGAUGGUAGCCUUGUGCUUAGUUUUAAACAUGGUCUUGGUCGAGAUCCCUCAAGCUCAGGCUCAAGCUCAAGCUCGAAGAAACGCCACCACUGAUCCUUUUGAAGCGAGAGCUAUAAAUUCCAUGUUCGAGCGAUGGGGGAUUUCGGCAAACGAUCAGUGGAACAUUAGCGGUGAAUUAUGCAGCGGCGUUGCAAUUGAUGACGGCGUCCCCAUCCAGAACUUCAAUCCGGGGAUCAAAUGUGACUGCUCCUACAAUAAUGCCACCACUUGCCGCAUUAUUGGGCUGAGAGUAUAUGCAUUGGAUGUUGUGAGUCCACUACCGGAUGAGCUCUGGAAUUUAACCUUCCUCACCGAUGUAAAUUUGGCGCAAAAUUAUUUGACAGGUCCCCUGCCUCCAUCCAUAGGCGACCUCACUCGUAUGCAAUAUCUGAGUUUUGGAAUUAAUGCUUUAUCGGGGGAGCUUCCGAAGGAACUUGGCAAGCUGACUGAGUUAAGAAAUCUGGCUAUUGGCACAAACAACUUUUCUGGUCCUUUACCAUCUGAGCUUGGACAGCUUACAAAUUUAAGAGAAUUUUACUUUGAUAGCUCUGGAGUUAGUGGUCCGAUACCUUCUACAUUUGCUGAUCUGCAGAACUUGGAGAUUGUGUUUGCUUCGGACAAUGAACUCACGGGCCUGAUUCCGAACUUCAUCGGGGGAUGGUCGAAGCUUACUUUCCUAAGGCUGGAAGGAAACUCAUUUGAGGGUCCAAUACCAUCAACAUUUGCUAAUUUAACUUCUUUGAAUGACUUGAGAAUAUGUGAUCUAUCUAAUGGAAGCUCUCCACUGGACUUCCUCAGAGAGAUGACGUCUCUGAGCACACUGGCUAUUGGCACAAACAACUUUUCUGGUCCUUUACCAUCUGAGCUUGGACAGCUUACAAAUUUAAGAGAAUUUUACUUUGAUAGCUCUGGAGUAAGUGGUCCGAUACCUUCUACAUUUGCUGAUCUGCAGAACUUGGAGAUUGUGUUUGCUUCGGACAAUGAACUCACGGGCCUGAUUCCGAACUUCAUUGGGGGAUGGUCGAAGCUUACUUUCCUAAGGCUUGAAGGAAACUCAUUUGAGGGUCCAAUACCAUCAACAUUUGCUAAUUUAACUUCUUUGAAUGACUUGAGAAUAUGUGAUCUAUCUAAUGGAAGCUCUCCACUGGACUUCCUCAGAGAGAUGAAGUCUCUGAGCACACUAAUUUUGCGGAAUAAUAACAUUUCUGGGUCCCUACCUUUGAAUUUUGAAGAUUACCGGAGAUUGUCACUAUUGGACUUGAGCUUCAACAAUUUCAGUGGAAGGAUUCCAGAUUCACUGUUCAAUCUGACUUCACUCACUCACUUGUUUCUUGGAAAUAACAGGUUGACUGGUGUCCUGCCAGCCCAAAAGACUUCACUUCUCCUGAAUAUAGAUUUGUCAUACAACGAAUUAUCUGGGAACCUCCCUUCUUGGGUGAACCAGCAAAAUAUUCAACUUAAUUUGGUCGCCAACAACUUCGUCUUGCAAGGUUCUAACAGCAGUGCUAUGCCUUCAGGAUUAAAUUGUCUUCAAAGAAAUUUCUCUUGCAAUCGAGGAGACCCCCAGUAUUCCAGCUUUGCAAUUAAAUGUGGUGGUCCACAAAUGAGAUCUGCUGCGGGGAUUGUGCACGAGGCAGACAAUGAGACUCUUGGGCCAGCAACAUAUUAUGUGACCAGGGAACGCAGAUGGGCAGUUAGUAAUGUUGGUCUGCCUUCUGGAAGCACCAAUCCACGAUAUACAACGAACUUUGUUGCUAUUUUCCCAAAUAUAAGGGACCCAGAGCUGUUCCAGAGUGCACGGAUAUCUGCUGGAUCACUAAGAUACUAUGGCUUGGGCCUGGAGAAUGGAAAUUACAAUGUGUCCCUCCAGUUUGGAGAGACAGAAAUUCAAAAUCCUACAUCCUGGAGGAGUCUUGGAAGGCGCAUUUUCAACAUAUAUAUUCAGGAUAAUCUAGUAUGGAAAGAUUUCGACAUAAGAAAAGAGGCUGGCGGGGCCUCUUUUAGAGCUGUGGUGAAGGAAUUUAAAGCCCAGGUGACGGGAAAUUACCUUGAGAUUCAUCUCAUUUGGGCUGGAAAGGGGACAUGCUGCGUACCUGCUCAAGGUGUAUAUGGACCCUCCAUUUCAGCAAUAAGUGUCAUCCCAGAUUUCAUUCCCACUGUAAGUAACAAUCCUCCGAAUGAUCUCACGAGUAGGAAGAACAGAACUGGUCUGAUUGUGGGAAUUGUUGUCGCUGUUGGAGCUGUUAGCUCUCUUUCCUUAUUCACCAUAUAUUAUUUGGCUCAGAGAAGAAAAAGGCAGAAGAGAUAUGAAGAUGAAGAGUUCUUGGGAAUGGAUGCCAGACCAUACACUUUUAGUUAUGUGGAACUACGAGCGGCAACAGAUGACUUCAGUUUGUCUAAUAAACUUGGCGAGGGAGGAUUUGGGACUGUUUACAAGGGAACACUUGCGGAUGGAAGAAUUGUUGCUGUUAAGCAACUGAGUCUUGAUCAAGCAUUAUUUGGAGGAAACGGAAACUUAUGCUUGGAUUGGCCAACACGUUUUGACAUAUGCUUGGGGGUAGCAAGAGACUUUGGCUUAGCCAAGUUGUAUGAUGACAAAAAGACUCAUAUAAGCACCCGUGUUGCAGGCACGAUUGGAUAUCUUGCGCCGGAAUAUGCCAUGCGUGGUCACCUCACGGAGAAGGCUGAUGUAUUUGGAUUUGGAGUCGUAGCCCUGGAGAUCGUCAGUGGAAGAGCAAAUUCUGACUCACGUUUGGAAGAAGAUCGGAUAUAUCUUCUCGAAUGGGCCUGGCACCUGCAUGAAAGUAACCGGGGAAUGGAAUUGGUGGACACAAAUUUAUCUGCAUUCAACGAGGAUGAGGUGAAAAGAGUGAUAGGUGUUGCGCUUCUAUGCAGUCAAACAUCCCCAACCCAAAGGCCUUCAAUGUCUCGUGUGGUGGCAAUGCUUUGUGGAGACGCCGAGAUCUCAACUGUCACUUCAAGGCCCGUAUACCUGACUGACUGGAAUUUUAGCGAUGUUACCACAUUUACGACUAACGAUGCCUUAACUGCAGGAGCUGGUUAUACUAAUUAUAAUUCAUCAACGAGUACAGGUAACACUACGGAUCUAUAUAUUUCUCCAGCUAAUGCUGAGAAACCCAUGCUUGAUGAUGGUUUUGAAUAG